This is a messenger RNA of Ostrinia nubilalis (European corn borer), 6071 nucleotides long. It is a transcript of the gene DNApol-theta, whose product is annotated as DNA polymerase theta. The record is from RefSeq and is a predicted model, not a curated record. The coding region runs from base 125 to 5899 and encodes 1924 amino acids. Gene Ontology annotation, biological process: double-strand break repair via alternative nonhomologous end joining; DNA-templated DNA replication. The transcript has 9 exons. NCBI's taxonomy places the organism in Eukaryota, Metazoa, Arthropoda, Insecta, Lepidoptera, Crambidae. Gene Ontology annotation, molecular function: DNA-directed DNA polymerase activity; ATP binding; DNA binding.
UCGUGUUGUUUGUGAUUGUGAAUUUGUGCUUUCUUCUCCGUAAUAUUGGCAACUGUUUGCUGUUAAAUUUAAUUAUUUAUUUAUACAGCAUGUUCUUUUCAACUAAAAACAACAAUCUAUUGUGAUGGCGAAAAUUGAAGACGAAGUUUUGGAUUCACAACUUCUUACAGAGAAUAUCGGAGUUCUACAGAAUUGUUUCGAUAACUCUUUUAGUUUUACACAUCAUUCUAUAAUCACGGUAAAAGAAUAUUUAGCCGAUGAUCAAGAUGUAAAUUCAUCCAAAGGUUUAAACGUAACAAGCAAGAAAAAUAAUACAUCAACUCUUUCUACAACACAAGGGUUAGACACUACUCGAAAUAAUGCAAAUAGUAUUAAUUCGCAAAUACUAGAAUCGAAAGAAAUUAGUAAAAAGUUGAAGGAUUGGGGGCUGCCCAAAGAAAUAACUCAAAAAUAUGAACUUAAGGGUAUCAGAGAAAUGUUUGAAUGGCAAGUAUCCUGUUUGGGUAAUCCCAAAGUUCUCAUGGAGUGUUGUAAUCUUGUGUACUCUGCACCCACCUCUGCUGGCAAAACACUUGUUGCAGAGCUGAUAACCAUAAAAACCAUUUUGGAGCGCCAGAAAAAGGUAAUUAUAAUUCUGCCUUUUGUUUCCAUAGUGAGAGAAAAAAUGUUUUAUUUGCAAGACAUACUGUCUAGUUCUGGUAUAAGAGUAGAAGGCUUUAUGGGAUCACAGUCUCCACCGGGAGGGUUGCAAGCUGUUCAUAUAGCCAUUUGCACAAUUGAAAAAGCAAAUAGCUUGGUUAAUAGACUUUUAGACGAUGGAAGCAUAUCUGAGCUGGGCGCUGUCAUUGUUGAUGAGCUGCACCUGCUAGGAGACCCACAGCGUGGCUACAUAUUGGAGCUCCUGUUGACUAAGGUGAGGUAUGUAUCAACUAAGUUUGAUGACACUCAUAUUCAAAUUGUUGGUAUGUCAGCAACACUACCCAAUUUGGAAGUCUUGGCAAACUGGCUAGAUGCUGAACUAUUUAUAACACAGUUCAGACCCAUUCCUCUUGAUGAGUAUUGCUUAGUGGGCAAUAAAUACUAUAACAAAUCUGGAGAAUUAGUCAGCUCUCAGGCCUUAACAUUGGCAUCAACUGAUAGUGAUUAUGUAUUAAAAAUUUGCUUAGAUACAAUUAGUGAGGGCUGUUCUGUGCUAAUAUUCUGUAUGACUAAAAACAGAUGUGAAAAUUUGGCCCAGAGCAUUGCUUCUUCAUUUUACAAGCUUGGAUCCUCAGGCAAUGAAAUGGGAUUGAUACUGAGAAAUCAAUUGAAAUCUGAAAAUAUUCUGGAAGUUUUAGAACAACUCAAAAAUUGUCCUGUGAGCUUAGAUCAUGUACUAAAGAGUACCAUUUCUUUUGGAGUUGCAUAUCACCAUGCUGGACUCACUUUUGAUGAGAGAGACAUCAUUGAAGGAGGGUUCAAAUCAGGGGCAAUACGAAUCUUGGUUGCCACUUCCACCUUGAGUUCUGGAGUAAACUUACCAGCAAGAAAAGUUAUUAUAAGAACACCAGUCUUCCAAAGACAACCUAUAAAUAUUUUGACUUACAAACAAAUGAUUGGGAGGGCUGGAAGAAUGGGAAAGGAUACAAAGGGUGAAAGUAUCCUGGUAUGUACUGAAGCAGAGAAAAAGGUAGGAUUUGGUCUCAUGAUGGGUGCAUUAGAGCCUGUCAAAAGUUGUAUUGAAAGUGAAGACAAGUUUAUGAGAGCAGUUCUGGAAAUGAUUGCUAGUCAAGUAGUGUGUACUAAGGAUGAAUUGGACUUGUAUUCUAAGUGUACCUUACUAUUUACUCAGCAAGAAGAAGUGAAGUCACAAAACUCUUUGUUAGAUAACACACUGAAGGAGUUGCAGAAUUUUGAAUUAGUGAGGACACAGAAGGAAGAAGAUGAAAUAAGAUAUGUGGCUACACCUUUAGGUAAAGCAUGUCUUUCAUCAUCUAUGGCUCCAAAUGAUGGCUUGUCUUUGUUCUGUGAGCUGCAGAAGGCUCGUCAGUGCCUGGUGCUGGAAACUGACUUACAUCUCGUUUACCUGGUAACACCAUACAGUGUCAGCUACCAAUGGGGAGAAAUAGACUGGCUACAUUUGUUAACCUUGUGGGAAUCAUUAACUAAAGCCAUGAAGAGAGUUGGGGAACUAGUUGGAGUGCAAGAGAGCUUUAUUAUACGCUGUUUGAGAGGAGGGAAAAAAUUGGAUAAUUCUCAAAAUAAACUGAAUAUUCACAAGAGGUUUUAUACAGCCCUAGCUUUACAAGAUUUGGUAAAUGAAGUUCCAUUAUCAGAAGUUGCAGCAAAGUUCCAAUGUGCUCGUGGACUUCUACAGAGUUUGCAGCAAGCAGCAGCCACAUUUGCAGGUAUGGUCACAGCAUUUUGUCGUCAGUUAGGAUGGAAGAAUAUGGAAAUGUUGAUAUCGCAAUUCCAGGAUCGCUUGCAUUUCGGGAUACAUUCAGAACUACUUGAGCUAAUGAAAUUGCCAUCUUUAAAUGGUAUUAGAGCGCGUAGCCUCUUCGAUUCUGGUUUUGAAACGAUAUCUAGCAUUGCUUCAGCUGAUAGCAAUAAAAUAGAAAAUGCUCUUCAUAAGGCAGUACCAUUUCAAAGUGAAAAAGAACGCGACGGGGAUGAUAGUGAAGAUAUUAGGAAACGAAACAAAAUGAAAAAUAUAUGGAUUACGGGUUGCUGCGCUAUGACAGCUAAACAAGCCGCCGAAAACCUUAUAAAAGAAGCUAGGAAAUAUUUAGAAUAUGAACUUGGUGUAAGUGACAUCAAAUGGGAUAAAAAUAACUCGGAAGAUAAGAAGGAAAUUGAGGAAAGUCAAAUUGCGCGCAAGGAAAACAGUGAAGAACAAAAUACUUCCCAAUCACAUUGUAAUCUAAAUGUUGAUAGGAAUAUUGAAGUUACUAAACAAGUCGUUGAAGAUAACAAAACUCCUAAAUCAGACGAUCGUAAUAAUGUUAACAAUGAACCAAUUAGUGAAAAAGCUGAUGAAAAAAUAGAAAUUAAAAAUAAUUCAAAUAACCCUAUAAAAAUAAAUAGAACAGCAGUUAAGUCUCACAUUAAGGCAGAGGACAGUAUAAAUAUAACUGAAAAACCAAUUAUUAACAAUAAUCUGAAUAGUAUUAGUGCUGAUGAAACAAUAGAUAUUAAAAACAAAAAUAAUUCAAAUAACUCUAUGACGAUAGAUGGAAUAGUAGUUAACUCUCAUACUAAAGCAGAUGAUAGCACAAUUAUUAAAGAAGAACCAAUAACUAAAUUCCCAGAAAAUGCUAUGAAUUCCAUGAAACGCAAUAAAUCGGAUACUAAUGAUAUUGUUUGGGAUUCAUUAAACUUUACAGAGGCAAUGGUUGGCACGUCAAAAUUCACCAACAACAUCUUUUCCCCCAAUAUUAGUUUUGGUGAUGUUGAAGAUAAACCCCACAUUGAAUUUAAAAGUCCCAUGUCUUCUAAAAUGACAUCAGUUAAGGAUAUUAGCCUUUUCUCGUCUGAUGGUGAUAAUUCAAGUUUAUUUGAAGAUAGUUUGCCUUUAGAUAUGAUCCCAAGUAAAUUACUUGACAAUGAAGAAGUAGAUGGUCAGGUAUCAGCUCCAAAGAAACAGGCAACUGACUACACUAACCUGAACUCAAAUACUAUUUUACAAGCAUUUAAAACUACGAUUAUAGAAAUUGAAGACGACGAAGACAUAAAAUUAGUAUACGAUGACGAAAGAAAGACUUCGAAUGAAUUCGAUGUAGGUUUCAAUGCUACUGCUGAUAUUGAAGUUAUUGACACUCAAGAAAUCAAAGAAGUGUCAGUUAAAAAGCAGUACAUUAGCCCUUUUAAACGCGUUGCUAACACAAAAAAUGAGUUGCAACCCAAAGCCAAGAAAAUCAAAAAAGAAGUUAACCAAUUAUUGUCAGUUAAUACUGACUUCAAAUCUAAUUCAAAUUUACCUCACCCUGUGAUAAAGAGAGCCAAAUCAAAGAAAAUCAUGACAAGUUUUGAAAAACAGACAUUUAAUGUGUUCAUACUUAGAGAGGGAGACAUAUCAGACAACCUACACAUUUUUGAUAAACUUCACACAGCCUCUAUUUACCUAGAUGUGCAAAGCCCUAUUUCUGGAACUAAUGAAAUAAUCGGCAGUAAAUUUUUUAAACAAUCUAAGGCAUUGGAAUCAUGUAAAGAUGAAACAUCGAAAGAUAAAACAAGUAUAAAAAGUAUAACUGUGUGUUACGGAUCAGAUGUAUGCGUGUUAUUAGAUUUAACAUCAAUAAGUGGCACAUUGCUUAGUGUAAAGCAACAAAUAGGCAGAACAUUAAAAAGGAACAAUAUGAAUUGGAAAGUUUUGUCUCUACAGUCUAUAUUUGUUCCUAUCAAGCGAUAUUUUGGCGUCGAAUUGCCGGCUUCGAGUAUCGACAUAUCCUUAUUAGAAUGGUUGAUCGACAGCGAUGAAAAACCACGAAGUAUAUUUUAUCUGGCCAAAAAAUACUGCGAUAUCGACAUACCAUCAAUUCCAAUACGUGUGAAUAACAUUGAGAAGAAAUACAAGAAUUUAGAAUCGAAUGUGGACUUAUGUCUAAGAACUUGGUUUAUAUGGAAUAUUGCUGAAAAGCAAAAUGGUUUUAUACUGAAACAAUACCAAAAUGUGCUGGACGCAAUAGGUACAGAAACUCAAAUCGCGAAGAUUUUAUCUAAUUGCGAAUUCUUCGGUCUGACUGUCGACAAGGCCCUCGCGUCCCAACUCUUGAUUGAUGUGAGAAAUUCUCAAGAAACUCUUCACAAGAAAGCUUUUAAAAUUUGCGGGUAUCAUUUCAACUUUAACUCGUCUAAAGACGUCGCCAAGGUAUUAGGAAUUUAUAAGGGACGUAAAGUAAGCACCAAAAAGAGCGUGUUGACGUCACACAACAGUCCAAUGUCGAGUAUUAUAAUAUACUGGAGGAAAUUGAAUUCUAUAUUGACAAAGACACUUUACCCGCUCACUGAGAAGGCUUGCAUUUACAGCGAAGGAGAUAGAAUAAACCCUUCUUACACAAUGUACACCUGCACCGGCCGGGUCAGUAUGCACGAGCCUAAUCUACAAAACGUGCCGCGGACGUUCUUCAUUCCUAUGCAGUACUUGUCCGACGAUGACGUCACGGAUGACGUGGUAGAGUUCAACUGUAGGAACAUAUUCAAGGCGGCACCGGGGUACGUGCUAGUGUCAGCUGACUACUGCCAGCUAGAGAUGAGGAUAUUGACGCACUAUAGCGAGGAUCCUGUGCUGACUAAGAUCAUGAGCUCGGAUGUUGACGUGUUUAAGUCCAUAGCAGCGUCGUGGAGUAGCGUGCCUGAAGAAGAGGUGGACGACGACCUCCGUCAAAAAGCCAAGCAGCUCUGCUACGGUAUUCUCUACGGCAUGGGCAAUAAGACCCUAUCAACUCACCUCGACGUCUCCGAAAUGGAGGCAGCAGUGUUCAUGGACACCUUCUACAAGACCUACCCUUCCAUCAAGCAGUUCACGCUGGCAGUCAUCGAGGAGUGUAAGAAGAAGGGAUACGUGGAAACCCUGAUGAAGCGACGGAGGUAUUUGCCGGACAUUAACAGCUCGAUCCCUUCGAAAAGAAGUUCAGCGGAGCGACAGGCAGUAAACACGACCAUCCAAGGCUCUGCAGCCGAUAUAGCAAAAGCGGCCAUGUGCGCUAUAGACACUCGCACAGACAAAGACCUCCGAAAACCGCGACACAUCCUACAAAUGCACGACGAACUCAUCUACGAAGUACCUGAAACAAACAAGCAAAUCUUCAUUUCUAUUAUUAAAGAAGUGAUGGAAAACACAGUACAGUUAAAAGUGCCUCUACCAGUCAAAGUGAAGGCUGGUUACACAUGGGGAAGUUUGCAAGAGAUGCAAGUGUGAAUCAUCAACACGAAGAAGUGUGAAAUUCCAACAUUUAGUCGUUUAUAUCUUUUCUGUGAUAUGGAAAUCAGUCUGGCCAUCGAUUAUGUGAUGUUUUAGCUUACUUUAGUUUUAAGUAUUUUUGUAUGUUUAUAGAUUUUACAUUUGUCAUAAUUAAAUUAUUUCGUAUUUA